AAAUAAUCAUCUUGAUUAAUUUUUCAUUAAGAAUAGAGCUAUGAAAUUUUGAAGUAAAAUCAUGUCAUAAUCCUCUGUUCUAACAAAAUUAUUUUGAGAAAUUCCUUGAUCCAUGCUCUCCUCCCCACGCACCAGGAAUGUGAGCAACCUGGGAUGCAAGAAGGACGUAAGUGAGGAGGUGGCACCUCUCGAGAGGAAGAAGAGGAGGGUGGCAGAGCCAGAAGCCAGAGGGGACGAGGUGGUGGAGUUCGUGCCCCGGCCUUCUCCUCCAGAAAUCAACCUUGAAGACAGGGAGAGGGAAGAGGUCGAGCACUUCCUCAACUCUACUCUUCUUGAGGUGGAUAGGAUGCAGGCGAAGGACGAGGUGGUUAGCCAUGUGGGGUAUACCGUUGUGAGGCACGCCCUAGAGAGUGCGAGCUGGACAAACGCGCUAGUGCAGGAGUAUGCAGAGAGCGUGAGAGAUCGUGCCAGCUUGCAGAGGCAGUGCGAGCAGCUGCAGAAGGAGAAGGAUGAGCUGCAGAAGGAGAAGGGGGAAUGGGAGAAGGAGAAGAGGGAGAUGCAGAGGAGGCUGGAUGAAGUUCUCCCUUCAGUGACCAAGCUCCAGAACGAGAAUGAUGUCCUGAGCACGAAGCUUGUCCUCGAAGAACGUAAGAGGAAGAUCUGUGAGGAGAAGCUCGAGACUCAAGACAAAUACAUUGACAACAUGAGGAAAGGAGCAGCGGAGCUGAAUAAGAACAUGAACCUGUUGGUUCACAACGGGAUGGAGGAGCACAUUGGCAACUUCCUCAACUCCAGCACCUUCGAGAACAUCCUCAAACUCUACCGACUGCCAACCGUAAUCGUGGCCUUCACCGACUGUAGAAAGAAGGUGAAGGCCCAGUACCCAGAGGUGGACAUGACAACAGUCACCUUUGGGGAACAAGAAGAAGGGGUGGAGGAAGAUGGGGAGAGCCUUUGUGCUAACUUUCGACCUCAGAUCACGUUGAGGUGGGAGCGUGAUGCAGAGGGGCUCACUAUUUUUCCUCCAGCCUUUGAGGCUGAGUUGGUGGCAGUGGGGGAGGAAGAAGAAGAAGAAGAAGCACAAGGCGCUGGGGUUGAGGAUCAGGCAGCUGUGGCCGAAGUGCAGCCUCCCGAGGUGCAUCCAGUCUCUUCUGAUGAAGUGCAGCAGUCGGCCCAUCCCGAAGCAGAAGUGCCGCCUCAGCCUGCUGAAGACAAGCCCAGAUCACCACCUCUUCCUACUGAGGAGCAGCCUCCUCCUCCAACAUAGUAGUUUAGGAUUUUUUGCGUUAUUGAUGUAAAUAACAUUUUUGUAUUUGAGAUUAACGUAUAAAAUUUUUGAAUUUAU
Rubroshorea leprosula is the source of this 1345-nucleotide messenger RNA. The record is from the annotation of a GenBank genome assembly. Lineage: Eukaryota; Viridiplantae; Streptophyta; Magnoliopsida; Malvales; Dipterocarpaceae.